CGCCGGCGGUGGCGGAGGCUCGGCGCCUGGGGGGCAUGUAGGCGCCCCUUGGGGCCGCUGGUGGGCGUCGGGCGGCGGCGGCUCCUCCCCCGUCCCUCGGGCGCGUUACUCAUUAACCGCGCUGUCCUGAGCGCCCGAGGCGUGGAGCCAGACCCAGCUUACCUGUCGGCGGGGCGCGCGCGGCCGGAGCUGAGGGCCCGGGCUUGCGGAGCGGGUUGUAAAGAGACUUCGCCAACAAGUCUGGAGGCCGCCGCCGCGCGGGAGCUGGACCCGGCGAGGCAGUAGGCAUGGACCGAGGGUCUUAGGAGACGGCGAGCCGGGCACGGCGCCAAGGCGUAGAGGUCACCCUUGGGAGAUUUCGGCGAAACGUGGUGGGCAAGAACCGGCGCCUUAGGAGACAGCUCCGUGCAGCCUGACUUUUGUUUCGGGGAGUUGAGGCGAGCUGUUCAGACAUAAUUGUAAUUACACUACCCUUCCAGCGUGGAUAGCUCGUUCUGAUCGCCAGGGAAAAAGAGAGUUUAAUGGACUCUGGAAGUGAUGGUGUUAGAUGAAAUCUGCAGCGCGUGAAGAGUUGCCAGUUGUUAUGGGAUUUAAAGAAGAAAAAGAAAAAAGUCUGUAAUGGCUAAUGGGUAAAGUCUUGAAAAUUAAGAGCGCUCAGGUUGUUCUAUGAUGAGGCUUUUGCUAUGGCUAAUGACCCCUUGGAAGGCUUCCAUGAAGUGAACCUUGCUUCACCUACUUCUCCAGACCUCCUUGCUGUGUAUGAACCAGGAACUCAAGAGCAGACUACCUCACCUAGCGUCAUCUACCGGCCACAUCCUUCAGCUUUGUGCUCCACCCCUAUCCAGGCUAAUGCCUUAGAUGUUUCUGACCUUCCUACACAACCUGUGUAUUCCUCCCCAAGACGUUUAAAUUGUGCGGAAAUAUCCAGUGGCAGCGUCCAUGGUACAGAUCCAGCACCUUGUUCUACCUCUGGAGUCACAGCUGGGUUACUUAAACUAACUACAAGAAAGGACAACUGUAGUGCAGAGAGGGAGUUUUUACAGGGUGCUACUAUAACAGAAGCUUGUGAUGGCAGUGAUGAUAUUUUUGGGUUGAGUACUGAUAGUCUGUCCCGCUUACGAAGCCCAUCUGUUUUGGAAGUUAGAGAAAAGGGCUAUGAAAGAUUAAAAGAAGAACUUGCAAAAGCUCAGAGGGAACUGAAGUUAAAAGAUGAAGAGUGUGAGAGGCUUUCUAAAGUGCGAGAUCAACUUGGACAGGAGUUGGAGGAACUCACAGCUAGUCUAUUUGAGGAAGCUCAUAAGAUGGUGAGAGAAGCAAAUGUCAAGCAGGCAACAGCAGAAAAACAGCUAAAAGAAGCACAAGGAAAAAUUGAUGUACUCCAAGCUGAAGUAGCUGCAUUGAAGACACUUGUAUUGUCCAGUUCUCCAACGUCACCUACGCAAGAGCCUCUGCCAGGUGGAAAGGCACAUUUUAAAAAGGGGCAUACAAGAAAUAAAAGUACAAGCAGUGCUAUGAGUGGCAGUCAUCAGGACCUCAGUGUGAUACAGCCAAUUGUAAAAGACUGCAAAGAGGCUGACUUAUCCCUGUAUAAUGAAUUCAGAUCUUGGAAGGAUGAGCCCACAAUGGACAGAACCUGUCCUUUCUUAGACAAAGUCUAUCAGGAAGAUAUCUUUCCUUGUUUAACCUUCUCAAAAAGUGAGUUGGCUUCAGCUGUUCUGGAAGCUGUGGAGAACAACACUUUAAGCAUUGAACCAGUGGGAUUACAACCUGUUCGAUUCGUGAAAGCAUCUGCAGUUGAAUGCGGAGGACCAAAAAAAUGUGCUCUCACAGGUCAGAGCAAGUCCUGUAAACACAGAAUUAAACUAGGGGACUCAAGCAACUACUACUAUAUUUCUCCUUUUUGCAGAUACAGGAUCACUUCUGUCUGUAACUUUUUCACAUACAUUCGGUACAUUCAGCAGGGACUUGUGAAACAGCAAGAUGUUGACCAAAUGUUUUGGGAAGUUAUGCAGUUGAGAAAAGAGAUGUCAUUGGCAAAGCUGGGCUAUUUCAAAGAGGAACUCUGAUGUUCUGCCUGGGACCAUCCAUGAACCUCCUUGAAGACUUGGAAAAUGGCUGAAUAUUUUUACGGUUACUUGAUAUUUAUUUCCAAGGAGCGGGUCCAAGACUUUUUCCCUCUUUUGCAGAUUAUACUAAGAAGUACUGUGAUUUCUUUUUAAACUGACCUAUGCUGUGUUUGCUUAUUCUUUAGUUGAACACACUAUAAAGAAUUACAGGUGUACUAGUGAUUGUAAUUUAUAGUUGCAAAAAAUAGCUAAAUAAAUAAAUGUUAAAUUGA
Molecule: messenger RNA, 2338 nt
Organism: Capra hircus (goat)
Lineage: Eukaryota; Metazoa; Chordata; Mammalia; Artiodactyla; Bovidae
Gene: RAB3IP
Product: RAB3A interacting protein
Exons: 11
Coding region: 684-2066 (460 amino acids)
Biological process (GO): exocytosis
Cellular component (GO): Golgi to plasma membrane transport vesicle
Molecular function (GO): guanyl-nucleotide exchange factor activity
Source: RefSeq, a predicted model, not a curated record